CCAGGACCGCUACAUACCACUAGCAUCAGGUACCAAUUUUUGUGAGGGCGCUGAUUUGAAAGAAAAACAGGGGUUUUGAUGCUCUUGGGAAAAGAAUAAAAGUGCAGAACGAAUAAAAAGAUAUGCUUGCUAGUUGGAGUUGAGCAGGAGAUGGGUGGCAUGACGCAGGAGACGGCCGGUGCCGUGCAGGAGACUGAAGUGGCCGACGAGGCAGGUUCUUUUGGAGAUUUGGCUGAUGUAACUGAGCAGACGGGGUCGGCUGAUGUUUCUGAUGCAGCCAAUGAUGUGCCUUACGUGGUGGUGGAAAAGGGUGAGUCUCACUUGGCAGUCGUGAUGGAGGUUGCAGAGAAGGAUGAUGCAGCUGAGUUGGCGGAGGAUAAGGAUGUGGCUGACUUGGUUGAAAUGAAAGAGGUCAUAGAGAAAGAGGAUGUGCCAUAUUUGGCAGAAACUUCAGAGACUGCAGUGAAAGAGGAUGUGGCUGCUUUGGUGGAAACCACGGAAAUGACGGGGGCCACGGAGGAUGACUUGUCUGAUUUGGCGGGAAUGACAGAGGCUGCAAAGAAAGAGGAAGUGACUGACUUGGUGGAAACACAUAAGGUUGUAGAGGAGGAUGGUGUGGCUCACUUGGCAGCAAUGCCGGAGGUUGCUGAGAAGGAGGACGUGGCUGACUUGGUGGAGAUGACAAAGAUUGCAGAGGAGGAUGGGGCUGGCUUGGCAGAGAUGGCAGAGGUUGCAGAGGAGGAUGGGGCUGACAUGGUGGAGAUGAGGGAGGCUGCAGAGACAAGGGGUGGGACUGACUUGGAAGAAGUGACGGGGGAGACGAAUUUGGAUGGUCAAGUAGCAGAGAAUGUGGAUUUGUCAGGCCCAGCAGCUGUGGAAAUGGAUCUAACUGGCCCAUUGGUUGAGGAGACGAAAUUGGCAGAGGUUGCUGAGGAGGAUGGACCUAGGGAGGCUGCAAAGAUUGUGGGUGGGGCUGACUUGGCAGAAGCAAUGGAAGAGACAAAUUUGGAUGGUCGAGUAGCAGAGAAUGUGGAUUUGUCAGGCCCGUUAAUUGGGGAAACAGAUUUUAUGGGCCCGUUGGUUGAGGAGACAGAUUUGAGAGGUCCAAUGGCUGAGGUGGCGGAUUUGGCAGUUCUAGUGGAUGAUGAGAUGGCUAUAGCAGGCACAGUUGUGGAUAUGGAUUUUGGUGUCCAUGUAGAUGGGAUGAAAGAAGCAGUAGACGAAGCAAAUGUGACUGAAGUGGAAGAUGAGAUUGUGGAGGCAGGGGAGGACUUGUCAGAGAAGGCUAUGGAAGCAGUAGAGGUGGCAGAAAGGGCAGAGGAGACCUCAGAGGCUGGGGAGGAAAUGGAUGUAAUGGAGGAGAUAGAGAUGGUGGAAGCAAGUGGGGUUAGUAGUGGAGGGAAGAGAAAGCGUGGCAAGAAUUCUCGGGCCAUGGCGAGAGUCCCAGCAAGGAAGAAGAUGGAAGAGGAUGUUUGUUUCAUUUGCUUUGAUGGGGGCGAUCUGGUGCUUUGUGAUCGCAGGGGAUGCCCUAAGGCGUACCAUCCUUCUUGUGUUAAUCGUGAUGAGGCAUUCUUUCAGACUAAGGGUCGAUGGAAUUGUGGUUGGCACCUGUGUAGCAACUGUGAGAAGAAUGCCUACUAUAUGUGUUAUACUUGUACAUUUUCCUUGUGCAAGGCAUGCAUCAAUGAUGCAGUUAUCUUAUGUGUGAGAAGAAACAAGGGCUUCUGUGCAACAUGCAUGAAAACGGUCAUGUUAAUCGAACACAAUCUGCAAGGAAACAAGGAUAUGGGUCAAGUAGAUUUUGAUGACAAAAGUAGUUGGGAGUAUCUUUUCAAGGAUUACUGGAUAGAUUUGAAAGAGAGGCUGUCUCUGACUUUAGAAGAACUCAAUCAAGCUAAAAAUCCAUCAAAAGAAUCUGAUUUAUUUGCUGCUAGACAGGAAUCUCCUGAUGAACUUUAUGACGCUAAUAAUGAUGAGGGGUCAGAUUCAGACAGUUCUCCUGGUAAUACAGAAAAAAGUAGCACUAAAAGGAGGGCCAAGAAACGGCUGAAGCCCCGAUCCAAGGAAACUGAUUCACCAGCCCUUGCUAGAGCAACUGGUGCCGAAGGUCCUUCGACGGAUGAAAAUGCUGAAUGGGGAUCAAAAGAACUCUUGGAGUUUGUUAUGCACAUGAAAAAAGGUGACAGAUCUGUUUUGUCUCAGUUUGAUGUGCAGGCUCUCUUGCUAGAGUACAUAAAGAGAAACAAACUCCGAGAUCCCCGGCGCAAAAGUCAAAUCAUUUGUGAUUCAAGGCUUCAGAGUCUGUUUGGGAAACCACGUGUGGGGCAUUUUGAAAUGUUAAAGCUUCUUGAAUCCCACUUUCUUAUAAAAGAGGAUUCUCAGGCCGAUGAGCUUCAAGGAAGUGUUGUUGAUACUGAAGGUAGUCAGGUGGAGAAUGUUGGGAUCUCUGAUGCCCUUGUAAAGACCGGUAGAGAUAAGAAACGUAAAACUCGUAAGAAGGGUGAUGAGAGGGGACCCCAAUCAAAUCUUGACGACUAUGCGGCCAUUGAUAUUCACAACAUUAAUUUAAUUUACUUGAGACGUAAUUUAGUGGAAGAACUAAUUGAAGAUACAGAAAUGUUACAUGACAAAGUUGUUGGUUCUUUUGUGAGAAUAAGGAUUUCUGGUAGUGGUCAAAAGCAAGAUUUGUAUAGGCUGGUCCAAGUUGUAGGUACAUGCAAAGCUGCUGAGCCCUAUAAAGUUGGUAAAAAGAUGACAGAUAUCUUGCUAGAAAUAUUAAAUUUAAACAAGAUAGAGAUUGUAUCAAUUGAUAUAAUCUCAAAUCAAGAGUUCACCGAGGAUGAAUGCAAGCGUCUGCGCCAAAGCAUAAAGUGUGGACUUAUCAACCGGCUGACUGUGGGAGAUAUUCAGGAGAAAGCAAUGGCACUUCAAGAGGUCAGGGUCAAAGAUUGGCUGGAAACAGAGAUAGUGCGCCUCAGUCAUCUUCGUGAUCGAGCUAGUGAAAAAGGGCGUAGGAAGGAGCUCAGAGAAUGUGUAGAGAAAUUGCAACUCCUCAAGACACCUGAGGAGCGCCAGCGUAGACUGGAUGAAUUUCCAGAAAUACAUGUUGACCCAAACAUGGAUCCAAGUUAUGAAUCGGAAGAAGAUGAAGGUGAAAGAUACGAUAAGAGACAAGUGCAUGCAGAAACUUACAUAAGACCAAGAGGUACUGGCUUUGGCCGGAGGGCAAGUGAAUCAGUUUCUCCGCAAACAGGAAGUCCCGCUUUUAGUGAUUCCUGGGGUGGGACUAGGAACUAUUCUGACACGAGUAGAGAAUUAAGCAGGAAUAUGUCAAGUAAAGGGUUUCCUUAUAAAGGAGAUGAUACUACUGGUGCUGGCGACAUAGUGAAUGAACGGAAUCAAGGAAGAGACAGAGACACACAGCAAGCAAGCAGUUGGGAGAAGCAAAGAGGUGCUGAAACUUCAGGAAUUGGUGCUUUUACAAUCCAAUCGGUGGCAAAGUCUGAAACAAAUCCUGCUGUCUCAGAAAUUUCAGCAGUAUCUCACUCUACCGUGGUGGCUCAACCUGCUGCCACAAUCAAUGAAGCAGAAAAAAUGUGGCAUUAUCAGGAUCCAUCUGGAAAGGUCCAGGGACCAUUUUCCAUGGUUCAGUUGCGUAAAUGGAACAACACUGGAUAUUUUCCUGCUAAUCUGAAUAUUUGGAGAGCCAGUGAAAAGCAGAAUGAUUCUCUACUUUUGACUGAUGCAUUGGCUGGAAAGUUUCAGAAAGACCUCCUGUUAGGGGAUAACAGUUUUCCAAAGGCUCAAAUGGUGCAAAAUUUGCAUAUGUCAUCCUCAUAUUCUGGGAUACCUCAUGGAGCACCCUUACAGCAAGGCAUGGAAGGUCAAGUUGGUGACAGAUCAAACUUUGAUGAGAAUCGUGGAGCUCUGAAUUCACAUACAAACUUUGAUGAGAAUCGUGGAGCUCUGAAUUCCCGUACUAGUGCAGGUUCUUCAGGCCAAUCUAUAGGAGGAAGUUGGAGGACUCAAAAUGAAAUCAGUCCUGCAGGCAAGCAUGCAAUGUCUGUUCAGGUCCCUAAUAUUUCUUCUGAUGGGUGGGUUCCCAACUCCCAAAAGGAUUCAUCAAACCUUCCUUCACCUACUCCACUCCAAACUACCACAGAGAUGACAAAGGGGCAUCCUUUUGAAAGUAAGCGGAUGCAAAAUUAUGUUCAGACAGCUGGUUCCAUUAGGGAUGCCAAUUCUUUCUCAGGUGGUAAUGGGAUGCAAUCUCCUGCUGCAGUUAUCCUGGAGAGGGCUGUUCAAGGUGCAGAAAAUACUGGUGCAAGUUCAAAUCCUGCGGUGGUCCCUGUACCCAAGCCAGAUAAUAGUAUGCUACUAGGCUCUUUAAAUGCCCUUUUAAUGCAUGCUCAAUCAACGGUGCCACAAUCUGUUUUGGCUGAUGCUUCAAUGAGUCCCAACGUAAAUAUGAAGAAUACUGGCACUAAUUUCCAAAAUUUGAAUCAGUCUGUGGCUAAUCCUGAAUUUCAAGGAUGGGGGUCUAGUUUAGUUCCGAAACCUGAUAUGACUUCUUCAAGCCCAUUACCUGGGAGUGAAUCCCAAGCCUGGGGAAGCGCUCCAUCCCAGAAGGUGGAACCAAUUAAUCCUGCUACUCAGCCUGUGCAACCACUUGCCCAAGGAAACUGGGGCGAUGCUCCAUCUGUCCAUAAUUCUGCUUCAUCAUUCAGUACAGGAAAUCCAUUGGGGACUUACCCCACUGCAGGCUAUUCGGGCCUGCCUCCAGCUAAUCCUUGGAGACAUCCGGUUCCAGGCAAUCGAUCAGACAUUCAGCCUCCGGCUCCAGCCACCCUAACUUGGGGCGUAGGUGUUGGAGAGAACCAAACUUCCGGGACAAGACCAGGGCCAGAGAAUCAAAAUACUGGUUGGGGUCCAGUGCCAGGAAAUCACAACAUGGGCUGGGGAGGACCUGUUCCAGCAAAUGCGAACCUAAAUUGGGGUGCUUCCGGUCAGGGACCAGCACCUGGAAACGGAACUGCAGGAUGGGUUGCACCUGGAACUGCGGUUCCCGGUUGGGUAUCUGCCAGUCAAGGGCUACCAAUGGGAAACGGAAAUCCUGGUUGGGUUGCUUCUGGUCAAGGGCCAGUACCUACUGGAAAUGCAAAUCCUGGGUGGGCUGCAUCCACGGGGAAUCCGGGCAACAAUGGAGACAUGCUAGCAAACCAAAAUGUUAGAGGUUCUCAUGGUGGUGGAGACUCUGGUUAUGGUGGUGGCAAGUCUUGGAACAGACAAUCCUCAUUUGGUGGAGGGGGAGGGGGUUCUAGGCCUCCUUUCAAGGGGCAAAGAGUGUGCAAGUUCCAUGAGAGUGGGCAUUGCAAGAAAGGAGCUUCUUGCGAUUAUCUGCACACUUGAGUCUCAGGAUUUUGUAUGAGUAGAGCAGUUAAUUACUGUACAGUAAUUUUUCAUAAAAAAAAGGUUUUUGACUCUGUAUAAGCUUUUUGUUUCGAUUUAUAUUAUAUAGAAUUAGUGCAUUUUAGAAUGUCACCGGAUUCUGCUUC
Juglans regia (Persian walnut) is the source of this 5555-nucleotide messenger RNA. RefSeq names its product zinc finger CCCH domain-containing protein 19-like. The transcript has 11 exons. The record is from RefSeq and is a predicted model, not a curated record. Gene Ontology annotation, molecular function: RNA polymerase II C-terminal domain phosphoserine binding; DNA binding; metal ion binding. Lineage: Eukaryota; Viridiplantae; Streptophyta; Magnoliopsida; Fagales; Juglandaceae. The coding region runs from base 151 to 5409 and encodes 1752 amino acids. Gene Ontology annotation, cellular component: Cdc73/Paf1 complex.